CCUCGUCCUUCACCACCGGCGUCCCCAAUGGAAUCCCAGGGUCAGGAAUGUGCAGCCAUCAGACGGCAGUGGCAACCCACCCAGGGCCCUAUAUAAAGCCGGGAGAAGCCAGGAGCCACACCGCCCAGACAAGACACCUCCCAGACACCUCCACCUUCCCGGGGAGCAGGCCCGCAGCACGAUGAUAAGCCCGCACACCCUGCCGUGCCUCCUCCUCCUGCCGCUGGGUGCCUGCCUUCCUCUCUUGGACAGAGAAGAGCCCGCUGCCGCCGUGGGAGGUGUCAGAGGCGGAAUGAGCUGGGCUGACCUGCCCGGGGGACAUCGCAUGCCCCCCCCACGGAGCUCCCCUGGGUGGCCGAGGACCCCACAGCCGCACGGCCUGCUGGUCACGGCCAAGGAGCUGCAGGUGUCGGGCCAACGGCGCCCUGGCUUCACGUUCCGGUUCGGGAGGCAGGACGAUGGCAGCAAGGCUACUGGCUUCCUCCCCGCCGAUGGCGAGAAGGCCAACGGCCCUUUAGGGACCCUGGCCGAGGAGCUCAGCAGUUACAGCAGGAAAAAAGGUGGCUUCAGCUUCCGCUUUGGCCGGCGGUGA
This is a messenger RNA of Lutra lutra (Eurasian river otter), 592 nucleotides long. RefSeq names its product pyroglutamylated RFamide peptide (gene QRFP). The transcript has 2 exons. The coding region runs from base 182 to 592 and encodes 136 amino acids. Gene Ontology annotation, molecular function: orexigenic neuropeptide QRFP receptor binding. NCBI's taxonomy places the organism in Eukaryota, Metazoa, Chordata, Mammalia, Carnivora, Mustelidae. The record is from RefSeq and is a predicted model, not a curated record.